This is a messenger RNA of Chlamydomonas reinhardtii, 2383 nucleotides long. RefSeq lists its product as uncharacterized. The transcript has 16 exons. Gene Ontology annotation, biological process: mRNA splicing, via spliceosome. Bases 237 to 2078 code for a protein of 613 amino acids. Gene Ontology annotation, molecular function: RNA binding. The record is from RefSeq and is a predicted model, not a curated record. Gene Ontology annotation, cellular component: U2 snRNP; U2-type spliceosomal complex. NCBI's taxonomy places the organism in Eukaryota, Viridiplantae, Chlorophyta, Chlorophyceae, Chlamydomonadales, Chlamydomonadaceae.
CUGGAACUACACCUUCGUUCAGAGCCUUCCCAAGUUUGGAUCGCGCCAAGUGCAUUGAGGCGUCCCUUCAGCCGACGUGACCCCGCCAAAAGCUUUUAAAGAAACCCAGGAAAUUACCUGUCGCAACCUGGGGGGGGCAGCUUGCUCUGGUCGCGAAAGUCGCAGACCUUCUAGACCAGCGACACGGACUAGUACGCCACUUACGGCGCAGACAUUAGCUGUGAACACUUACCAACAUGAGCACCGGCUGGUGGAUCGCGAAUCCGGCCGGCGGCCAGCCGCUGGGCCCCUACGCGGAGCCGGCGCUCAAAGGCCUGCUGGACGACGGCCACGUCAGCGGCGACAGCCACGUGUGGACGGAGGGGCGGGCCGAGUGGAAGAAGCUGAGUGAGACGGAGGACCUGGCGUAUCUGGUGCGGGACCCCGAGCAGGAGGAGGGAGCAGGCAGCCGGCCCAAGCGGGUCAAGAGGGAUGAGUUUGAGAUCUUGGAGGCUGAGCAGGCGGCCAUGGAGGCGGAGCGGGCAGCCAAGGCGGCGGCUGCGGCGGAAGCAGCCAAGGCGGCGGCGGGCGAGGAGCCGGGCAUUGGCGAGAGGCCUGAGACGCCUGAGGAGCUGGAGUUUGAGGACGACGAUGGGACCACCUACGUGUGGGACACCAAGCUGCGCAAGUACAUGCCCAAGGGCGGCGCCGCGCCCGCCCCCGAGGAGCUGGGGUACGACCUGGAGGCCAUGACGUACGCGCCCGAAGACGAGGUGAUUCCCACGCUGGCCCAGGUCCGGGCGGCGGAGGUUGAGGCGGAGGAGGCGGAGGAGACACAAAAGCGCGACCGUAAAAAAGCGGGCAAGGACGCAAGCAGCAGCGGCGCAGACGGGGCUGACGGCGGCAAGGGCGGCAAGAAGGGCGCGGCGCACGGCAAAGGGCACAAGGGCCACGGGGAGGAGGCCGCGGCUAAAGGCACCAACGGUGCAGGGGCGGCAGGGGCUGUGGCGAGGCCGGCAGAGGGCGGGGAAGGCGCGGCGGCAGCAGGGGCCACUGCUGAGGGUGGCGAGGGGGCGACAGAAGUGAUUGCCGGCCGGCGGCGGAAGGGCAAGGGCAAGGAGGAGAAGCCCGCCAACUGGUUUGACCUCAAGAUCAACACCAACGUGUAUGUGACGGGCCUGCCACUGGACGUGACGCUGGUGGAGGUGGCGGAGACGUUUGGCAAGUGCGGCGUGAUCAAGGUGGACGAGAAGGGCCAGCCGCGCAUCAAGCUGUACAGGGACAAGGACACCGGCGACCUCAAGGGGGAUGCGCUGGUGUCGUACCUCAAGGAGCCGUCUGUGGACCUGGCCUGCCAGUUCCUGAACGGCGCCUACUUCAGGGCCGGCAUGGGGCACACUAUGACUGUUGAGAAGGCGCAGUUCCAGAUGAAGGGCGAGACGUACGUGGGCAAGUCCACCAACAAGCGCGACAAGAAGAAGCAGCUGGCCGCGCUGGAGGCGCGCGCGCUGGGCUGGGCGGGCUUCGACGACCGCGCGCCGCCGGAGCGCACCACCACGGUGCUGAUGCACAUGUUCGCGCCGGACGACUUCCUGGACAACAUGCUGCUCACAGAGGAGCUGGAGCAGGACGUGCGGGCCGAGUGCUCCAAGCUGGGCCACAUCGACAAGGUCCGCAUCUUCAAGCACAACCCGCAGGGUGUGGUGACGAUUCGCUUCCGCACGCCGGACGCGGCGCAGGCGUGCGUGGGCCUCAUGAAUGGGAGGUACUUUGGCGGCCGCAAGCUGGAGGCAUUCAUGUGGGACGGCUUCACAAACUACAACGUCAAGCCCAAGGAGAGCGCGGAGGAGGAGCAGGCCCGUCUGGAGGCCUUUGCCGCCGAGCUGGAGGCCAGCGGCGACAAGGAGGGAGCCGCCAAGGCCACCGCCGCCGCCGCCGAACACAAGGCCGGCAUGGCGGCCGCGGCGGCUGAAGCGGCAAAGACGGAGGCGGAGGCGGCUGCGGCAGCCGCAGGGGCGCCUGGGGAGGCGGGCGCGGGUGCGGCAGGGGCGGAGGCGGUGGCGGAGGUGGCGGCCCAAGGGCAGCCGAUGGAGUCGUAGGCUUUGGGCACACUUGAUGUUCGAGCAAAGCGGAUGCAGCUGUAGCGGCAGGCAGGCAGCAGGAGUGCUGGCUGGCGGUGGUGUCUUGCAAGGGAAGCACACGGAGGUGACGAGAUGGUCCUGGGGCCGUGGGGGAAACCUUAUGGAAACCCUCUUGCUUUGACUUUCUGCGUAUUAUUAUCAUACCAGAGGUAGGCAGCCACACUCUCUUGCUGUGUACGUGCGUCGAGCUUGGCGCAAGAGGCCUCGAUUACAAGUUCCGGCCUGGAAGUUGCUUUCGCACUUAUUUGUAAGCCGCCCGAGUU